Molecule: messenger RNA, 783 nt
Organism: Rubroshorea leprosula
Lineage: Eukaryota; Viridiplantae; Streptophyta; Magnoliopsida; Malvales; Dipterocarpaceae
Source: the annotation of a GenBank genome assembly
GAGGGCAAGGGUCAGAGAUACAUUUCUUAACACCACCUUUGGCAAAGGGGAAAGGGACGUAACGGAGAACGGAUGAAUCCAUGGGAGAAAACUGGCAUGCCACAUGUUCAACCCCCACCAGCCAGGAAAAUGCCAGGAAGGCCAAAAGGGAAGAGGGUUUUGGAAGAAUGGGAAGGCCACACUAACAUGAGUCGAAAAGGGAGACAAAUGACCUGUCAAAAGUGUUUCCAAAAAGGACACAAUUCAAGAAAAUGCAAAGCACAAGGACCCACCACUGCCCCUCAACCUAAAAAUGCCAAUGCAAGUGAAGAGCAAGUUCCUAUUGAAGAUUCCCAACAUCCCACAAUAGUCACUGAAAAUGAUGAUUCUCAAAUUCCUUUGAGUCAAGUGGUGAACCCAACGCCUGUCAAUGAUCCAAUGUCUGUGCAGAAUCAGAAUGAAGAGAAUACCAAUCCAGCAACUGGGCAAAGGAGUUCAGAAUCAGCAACUGCGAAUCCCCCUGCAGCUACACCACAUGCCACUGUAGAAACUCCGCAGCAACCUAAAAAAAGAGUGAAGACAACUGCAAAAGAACCACCAAGACAUAGGGCAAAAAGUGUUGGUAAUAGGUCAAACCAAUAAAAAAGGAAGUUGUUGCAGUAUGUUUGUUUAAUACUAGACAGUUGGUAGUAUAUUUUGCUUUGUGCUUGUGUUUGGCUUGUGUUUGGCAAAUAUGAGACAAUUGAUUGGCAAGCUAGUUUUUGGUGUAUGCUUGAUACUUGACACUAAAAAUGAGAGAUUUUU